GAGGGCGGGGUAUAAAGACAAUUUAUUAUUAUUAUUUGCUGAUGCAGAGUGCCUUUGACCAGCUAUGGGCUGGUUUGCCACAUAUGGCCAUUCUUAGAUUGGCCAUAGUAAUUCAUGCUCUGGACUACUGUAAAGUGUUCUAGCUGGGGCUGCCCUUGAAGAUGGCAUGGAAGCUCCAGUUAGUACAAAAUGCUUUUGAUUAGUUAUAGAGUGGAGCAGCUAGCAAGAGCCACAUUUCACUGGUCAUUGAUAUAGGCAGAACAGCUCAUAGCACUCUGUAACCAACUCCUGAUCUUAAUCCCAUUUACUCAACAGGAUUUGGGAAUGGAAAUGGGGACAGGGUGGAUGGAGAAGGGACACAGAAAAUCUGCAUUUCUUUAAAAUGGCUCAAGGGCAGUAAAGGUUGCAGUCUGUGGAGAUGAAGGCACUUUACACCUGGUCAAAGGCUCUCCUUUAAUAUUACUUCAUAAAUUCCAGUUCUUACUACAGACCUGGACAUUGUGACAAGGAAAAAGAGACAGUGCACCUAAUGAUAAAAAAGUUGGGACAGAGGGUUUGUUGUUUGCCCAGGCUCUGCACAGAAAAGACUUUGUCUGUAAACUGACCUGCUGCCAGAGUGGCUCCUCCUCUGCCUGCAUUUCCCUGUUUGAGCAAUAAAGGUUAGUUGGGACCAAAAGAGAGAGAGAGAGAGAUGCUCAACUUCCUGGUCUGCUUGUCUCUGGAAGCAAAGCCAAACAGUACAUAGUCUGAGCAAGCUCUAAAGAGCCAGGCCUUCCAAAUCAGAUUGCUUCCUCUCAUACUGGAAGGACAAUGGCUUACAGUAACCUGGUCAGGUAUUGGAACAAAGGAGUUUUAGCUCUAGAGAAGGGCAGCUGGGAAUCUGCCUUACGCAUCUUCUGCAGCAUUGAAAACCCUCCUUCAAAGAUCAGCUUCAACAUUGGCUGCCUGCAUCUUUCAAGGGGAGACCUGGAGCAAGCUCUGGAGGCAUUUGACCGAUCCAUUUCCAAAGACAAUUGCUUAGCUGUGGGUUUCUUCCAGAGAGGAUAUGCUUACCUGUUGCUGGAGAGAUAUGAAGAAGCCCUGAAUGAUUUCAGGCUUGCCCUGCUGCACCUCAGGAAGAACCCCUGCAUUGAUUAUAAGCAGCUGGGUCUGAAGUUUGUGUUGUGUGCCUGGGAGGUGGCGUACAACACUGCUGCGGCUCACUGCCAUCUUGGACAGUGGCAGGAUGCUCAGCAAACACUGAAGGAGGCUGCUAGAGAGACCCCAAAGGGUCAAAUCCACCACCUUGAUAGUGCUCUGAAGCAAGUGCAGGAACAUCUCUUCUUGGAACCCCGGAGUGUCCCUCAGGGGGAGAUCUUCAAGCCCCCAAAGAAGGACGUGGAAGAGCUAGAAGAAAAAGACUUCCUGGGCCAGGCCAAGGUAGAACCUCUGACUCCGCAGAUAAAAGGGGUCAUCUCUUCUGCUUUUGAGGAAGAUUGUGGCAUCCGCUUUCAUGAUCCCCAGCCGCAGAAAGGCAGCAGUGGGAUUCCCCCACCACCUGGAAAAGAACCCCCCACCCUGCCCUGCGAGAGGCAAAAUAUUCAGAAAUCAGCACCAGCCAAGGAAGAUGACGGCAGGGCAGACAUGAACAUCACUGGUCAAAAUACAUCCCUGGAGGACUUAUCCUCUUCUGGGGAGGCUGGUGACAUCACCAAUGAGUUCAUCCUGCUGAAGAUUCACACUUCCUACUCUGUCAAGGUGAAAAUGAGUCCUGCCCCAUCCCUGGCUGACUUUAGGAACCUGCUACAGGAAGAAUGCUGCCAGCAGGCUACACAGAUGUCAGUGAGGUACAAGAUUUCAGGUAGUGAUGAGCUGAUCCCUGUUAGCAAUGAUGAAGAACUGAGGAACAUCUGGCAAAGCAUGGAAGGUGGUCAACUGACCCUCUGGUGCCAGGCCCAAAGGGAUACCACGAGCAGGCCAGUACUCUACCACAUGACUGCGUGUCACCCCUACACUGCUCAGGGCCAGGAGGAUCUGUCUUUCAAAGAAGGUGACAAGCUGGAGAUCCUCUCUGAAGUGAACGAGGAGUGGCUGGAAGGACGUUGCAAUGGAACCACUGGCAUUUUCCCAAAAUGCUUUGCUGUGCGAGAGUGCUGUUGACACCUGCUCCUAGAGCA
This is a messenger RNA of Podarcis muralis (Common wall lizard), 2156 nucleotides long. The record is from RefSeq and is a predicted model, not a curated record. NCBI's taxonomy places the organism in Eukaryota, Metazoa, Chordata, Lepidosauria, Squamata, Lacertidae.